This is a messenger RNA of Aureobasidium uvarum, 1608 nucleotides long. Lineage: Eukaryota; Fungi; Ascomycota; Dothideomycetes; Dothideales; Saccotheciaceae. The record is from the annotation of a GenBank genome assembly.
AUGUCGUCAGCAGCAGGAGAGGCUGAGAAGGUCGUAAACGUACAGAAUGGAGACAAAGCAGCAGGCGCACCUAAGAGAGAGAAGGCCUCGAAGCAAGAAGCUGGAAAGAAGGAUGAAGGAGCAGGAGACGGUGACAGCAAGAAAAUCUCGGGCGCUGAGCUGAAGAAGCAGAAGCAGGCCGAGAAGGCUGCGCGACGCGAAAAGGAAAAGACCGAACGCAUGGCUCAGCUUGGGCAGACAGCAGCAGCAGCACCACAGACUCCUGCAAAAGGCGCAAAGGGUGGUGAUGCGAAGAAGGGCGGAGAGGCAGCACAGAAGGCCGGUCCUGCUCAGGGUCAGGCACAACACAAAAAGGGCCAAUCUCAGGGCGGAAACCUGCCUAUGCGCGGCAAGCCUGGACCCGGAGGAGUCAUUCCCAUGACUCAACAGCAGCAACCGCAACGGAAGACAAAAGAGGUCGGCUUGUUUGGCCAUCUCUACACAUCUGCCCCCAAGCGAAACACCAUGGAUGGCGUGAGCAAGGAAGUCCAUCCUGCUGUUCUAGCAUUGGGUCUGCAGAUGAGCUCGUUUACCGUUUGUGGUAGCAAUGCUCGAUGCGUUGCCAUGCUGCUCGCUUUCAAANAAGGCAAGCAAUCAUGUUCUCUCGAAAACAACAUGUCUAACUCCAGAUCACAGGCUAUCCUCGACUACCAAACACCACACAACACCUCGCUCGCCCGCCAUCUCACAUCGCACUACCUCUCCNCCCAGAUCGACUACCUUAAGUCUCACCGUCCCAUCUCUGUCUCUAUGGGUAAUGCCAUCCGCUGGCUGAAGGAUCUCAUCAUCAAGAUCGAUCCCGACACGCCAGAAGCAAGCGCAAAAGAAGACAUCUGUGCCGCCAUUGACACCUUCAUUCGUGAACGCAUCACUGUUGCAGACACUGCCAUUGCUGCAACUGCAUGUGCAAAGAUUCGCAACAACAGCACCAUAGUCACAUACGCAAAGUCGUCGAUCGUUGAGAAGACGUUGCUGCACGCUUGGGAAUCGGGCACUCGCUUCAAGGUAGUUGUCGUCGACUCGCGCCCACUGUUCGAAGGCAGGAAUCUGGUGCGACGACUAGCCAAUGCUGGCAUCCCCGUCACCUACCUCAUGGCCGCUGCUGCUCCCCACGCUCUCAAGGAUGCUGAUCUUGUCCUUCUGGGUGCUCACGCCAUGAUGGCUAACGGUCGUUUGUACUCGCGUGUCGGUACCGCCGCAGUUGCUAUGCUGGCUCAUUUCCGCGACAUUCCGGUGAUUGUGCUCUGCGAGAGUAUAAAAUUCACCGAUCGUGUUGCUCUCGACAGCAUUGUGUUGAACGAAGUUGCUCCUGCUGAACAAUUGAUCCCCGUCUCCAAGUCUGUCCCAGCCCCUGCAGCGGUCGACGCCAAGAAGGACGACAAAGAAGAAGAUUCACAAGCAAAGCUGGAAAACUGGCGCGACAUGCCGAAUCUGCAACUACUGAAUAUCCUUUACGACGUUACCCCUGCUGAGUAUGUCAACAUGGUCAUCACCGAGUACGGAUCAUUGCCGCCUAGCUCCGUCCCUGUCGUGCAUCGCAUCAGUACCGAGAGAGAUGUCAGACUGUAA